AGAAGACGGGCGCAUUUGUGGAUUUCCCUCUAAUUUGGAUAACUUGGAGCUUGCUUUUUACAUUUUAAACACAUUUUAAACCAAGGAACUAACGCAGGAUUCGUUUUUGAGUGAAGAAGGAUAUAUACGAGCGUUUUGAAUAUUUUUGUUUUCACUUUUACGCGCGUGUGGAAUAGCGGAGCGCUGCUGUGAAGGCUGGUAUAUUUUGGUUGGUGCGAGCUGCCUUGGGGAAGCGAGGAUGGCAGCUUGGAUCACCUUAACCAUUGCUUUUAGUACUACAUUAUUAUCACAGGUCUUUGGAACAGGCGUUUUUGAGCUCAACCUGCAUGAAUUUAAAAACAAUAAAGGCUUAUUGGCGAAUGGUAGCGCUUGCAAACCGAACUGUAGGACUUAUUUCAGAAUUUGCCUGAAGAAUUAUCAAGCGGUAGUGUCACCAGGGGACUGCAUAUUUGGGAGUUCAGUGACACCGGUGCUGGGGACCAACUAUUUCAACGCGAAAGAGAGCGGCACCGUACCUAAGCCAAUUCAGAUACCGUUCAACUUCGGAUGGCCGGGCUCGUUCUCGUUAAUAAUUGAGGCCUGGCAUUCACCUUAUGGAAGUCUACCUGCAGAUAGCUCAAGCUCUGACCUCCUGAUCAGUUUCUUCGCGAUUCAGAAGCAGUUGGCCGUGGGUGCGGACUGGUCCCAGAGUGUGCAGUUGUGGAGGCAGACAGAGCUCCGCUAUUCGUACAGGUUCAUCUGUAACGAGAGCUACUACGGGGAGUCCUGCUCCAAGAAGUGCACCCCACGAGAUGACCGUUUUGGGCACUACACCUGCACCAGAGACGGGCGGCUGGCCUGUCUACCCGGGUGGAAGGGCAAAUACUGCGAAGAACCGAUCUGUCUGGAAGGCUGCAGUGAGAGGAAUGGAAACUGUUCCAGCCCCGGAGAGUGUGUGUGCAGAGAUGGUUGGCAGGGCCCCUUCUGUGAUGAGUGUAGGAAGUACCCCGCCUGUAAACAUGGGACCUGUGAACUGCCCUGGCAAUGCAACUGUCAGGAGGGAUGGGGAGGCCUGCUGUGUGACCAAGACCUAAACUUUUGCACCCAUCACCAGCCGUGCGUGAACGGUGCCACCUGCAUGAACAGCGGGCAGGGCAGCUACACCUGCACCUGUCUGCCCGGGUACACAGGAAAGGACUGUGAGCUGCUCAUGCAAGAGUGUGACAGCGCCCCCUGCAGGAACGGUGGAGUGUGCAAGAACUUGGAGCAGGGGUACCAGUGCUCUUGCCCCCCUGGUUUCGAGGGCUCUCACUGCGAGCACAGCCUCCUCACCUGCGCAGACUCGCCCUGUUUCCAUGGCGGCCGCUGCAGUGAGAGAGAGGGGGGGCGGAGCUACAGGUGCGACUGUCCCAGGAGCUACACCGGCCUCAACUGCGAGAAGAAGGUUGACAAGUGCACCUCCCUGCCCUGCGCCAAUGGUGGACAGUGCCUGAUCCACGGCGGCGUCAGCAAGUGCAGUUGCCGCGCCGGGUUCGUGGGCACUCGCUGUGAGAUCAACAUCAACGAAUGCGCCAGAAACCCCUGUCUGAACGGAGGCACCUGCCAGGACCGAAUCAGCGACUACGUCUGUCAGUGCCCGAGCGGUUUCACAGGACGAAACUGCGAUCGCAUCCUCGACCCCUGCACCGUCCAACCAUGCCUCAACGGGGGAUUCUGCAGCACCACCAACUCGCCCGGGAAUACUGGUCUACCCACUUGUAUUUGCCCAACCGGAGUAACUGGACCUCGCUGUGAGUACUUCGCAGCUGUGGCGCCGUCUACCAACCAAGGAGGAUUCCAGUGGGCGGCGGUUUCGUUAGCGAUCGGUCUGGUGGCGUUGCUGGUUCUGCUUUGUAUGGUCGGAUUGGCGCUGAGGCACAUUUACCGGCAACGUCAAAGAGAAAGAGAAGACACGGAAACGAUGAACAAUUUGUCGAAUGUGCAAAAGGAUAAUCUAAUACCAGCGUCGCAACUUAAAAAUACAAAUCAUAAACUUGGGCUGGAGGUGGACUGUGACUCUGAGAAAUCAAACUUCAUUCAUAAAAACUAUCACUUGGAUUCGUACAACUCCAAACAGAAGGAGUUUAAAGACGAGAAUUCACAACAGGAGAAAAGUUUAAUUUAUGACAAGUGUUUAGAAGACAAAAGGACUUCAAGAAUUUACAGAGAAAAGCCAGAGUGUCGGAUAUCCACAGUAUGCUCCAGCAGAGACUCCAUGUACCAGUCUGUGUUUGUGAUCGCGGAGGAGAGGAGAGAGUGCGUCAUAGCAACAGAGGUAUAAUCAAUGAGGAAUCUGAAGUCUGAACGAACUCGGAAAGAGACACAAUUGACAAUAUUUGUUUACAAAACGCCGAGAGGAGACUCCACUGCUGCUUUCAGACACUUGAGAACUGGAAAUAAAAAAUAAAAAACUCUACAAAAACUGACAAACUUUAUUAAUGACGUGGAGUUUGUGUUCAAGAACAUGUACAGCGAAGGACCUCUUUAAAACAACAGACUGAUGCGACGUCAGCGAAAAUCAUUAUUUAUAAAAUCGUCAGCCAUCUUGGACAGUUAAAGGAUUAUACAGCGAGAUGAGAUCCCUCGAAAUGGCCUUUUUUGUGAUAAUCAAGACAUUUUUUCAGCCAACCAAUCAAUCAACACCUGUGCCUACAACAUCCAAGUCAAUCCCCUUACGGACACUGCUCACCAGCUUCGCCUGCUAUGCAAAAAGGAACGCAAUCCAACCUCGAAAAUGCUGUAAUGUAUGUUUGAAAAGUUAAUCGAAAAACUGUCAAUCAAAACACUGCAAAAACAAAAACCAUAUGACUUAAAAUGACUUGAAGUAAAAAAAAAAGAGUAUUCUUGACUCAUUUAGAUUCAUUUAUUAGACUUGAAUAAAAAAAUGUGAGUAGAUCUGACUAGUUUUGACCUUAAGCAAUUUUCUUGUUUAAAUAUAUUUACAAGUUUAUUAGUCAAGUUUUUUUCAUUCCAUCAGUUUUUUGCUAAUGUUUUCAGUUUGUUUAAGAUUGGUGAGUAAAUUAAAUUAAAAAGGACAUAAAAUAACAAUUGUUUUAAUAUAUUUACCAUUAGUUUCAAAAUAAAAAAUCUUAAUUAUAUCAUUUAUUAUUUGUCUGUGAAGUUGUUUUAGUUUUGAGUUGUUAGUAAAGUUAAGGUUGGUCAGUAAAAUAGCUUAAAAAUUUGAAAAUAUAUUGAUACGAGUAGGGAAUUUCUCAAAACAAGCCAACUAAUCUAGGUUUAAAUGUACAAAAUUCUUGAAUUCUUGCCCGAAUCAAGAUUAAUAUUGUAAUUUCAAGUCAUUUUAACUCAUAGAUUUUGAAUUUUGCUGUGAAAAGACAAUAGAAGGUUGGACUUUGUAACAUGUAAAGGUGAAGAUUGUAUGAAGCCUGAAUGAAGCCUUAAUAUGAAAUAAAAGAGAAGGGAAUUGUUGCAAAAAUUCAUGCUCUUUGGCUAUUCUUGGAUCAUUUGCACUAUAAAAAAUGAAUAGUUUUUGGAGGAAUUGGAUUUUAAUCAAUAAAAAAAAAGUUAAAAAUCUAUAAAUGAAACCACAGAAAUGUGUUUAAGUGCCGUGCCAGCAGGAUCCAAGAAGCAAAGAGCCCAUUCAAAGUGCUUUUAUGAAAAAUUCAAAACAUACACUGCAAAAAAUAAUGCCCACAUGAAAUAUAAUGACUUGAAUUCAGAAUCUUGAUUUGAAUUAACUCAGCUUUUUUAAAUUCAGUGUCAGUAGUUCUCAAUUAAUAAGUCUUCAUGUUUUUUUUCCUGUUACUUCCAAAUAUUUGCCAUUGGGGUAAAAUACUUAAUCUUAUAUAACCAUAAAGACGCACUGUGUAACUUUUCUGGUAGAAGAUAUCCAACAUGCUUGUUACAUAAACAAAUAGAAGUGAUUUUAUUGAUUUCAAAUGUAUUGGAAAUCAUAUAUAUUUGUAUGAUUUGACCUGUAACUUGGCCUGGUGGUCUCCAUGGUGACAGAUACAUUUUAUAAUACCAUAUUGUGAAACAUUUUAGGGCAAAACAAAGACGUUUAGCUGUUGGUGUACUCUACCAGAAAUGUUUUUGUUGCGUAUGUUUUAUUGUUUUUUCACAAAAGAUUACAAUGUCGAAUCAACAGUUCAAAACAUCUUAAAUCAGGCAAAGCAAUCAAGUGUCAUUUUUGUAAUUACUUCAGUCUGAACAAGUCCAAACUCCUCAAAUCUAUCUAAUAUUUUGAAUUCAAGUCAUUUAUUUCUUGCAGUGAAGUAAAAGACUGUCUCACCACUGCCUGCCUAUAAGAACUCUCCAAACCACAGAACCAAUAAUGUAAUUUUUUAAAGUGAUGAUUUCAGAGUUUAAUUUAAAUAUGACACUCCUCUUUAUAUGUUUUAUAAUGUUAUUUUGUAUAUAAUGCAUAUUUAUAAGGACCAAACCAGAAGUGAGAAUAAACGGUUUUUAAUGUGAUGGUGUAA
Messenger RNA from Boleophthalmus pectinirostris (great blue-spotted mudskipper), 4460 nucleotides. It is a transcript of the gene dll4, whose product is annotated as delta-like 4 (Drosophila). The record is from RefSeq and is a predicted model, not a curated record. Gene Ontology annotation, cellular component: membrane. Gene Ontology annotation, molecular function: Notch binding; calcium ion binding. Gene Ontology annotation, biological process: multicellular organism development; Notch signaling pathway; cell communication. Lineage: Eukaryota; Metazoa; Chordata; Actinopteri; Gobiiformes; Gobiidae. The transcript has 11 exons. The coding region runs from base 239 to 2299 and encodes 686 amino acids.